Rotaria socialis is the source of this 1215-nucleotide messenger RNA. The record is from the annotation of a GenBank genome assembly. NCBI's taxonomy places the organism in Eukaryota, Metazoa, Rotifera, Eurotatoria, Philodinida, Philodinidae.
AUGGGUCACUACGGUAAACAUAUAAUCGAUCCUGAAACAGGUUUAUGUGAAAUAUGUGAUAAAGAUGCUAUCUAUGAUAUUCGUCACGGGAAAGCGCCACCAAAACAACUCUACUAUUCAAAGCACGACGAUGGGCUUACAUAUCGUUCGAAUAGAGAUGAACCACCUAAUGAUGAAGAUCAAUCUAGCUAUGAAAUGGAUGAUGAACGCACACCACGUCAUGCUCGAAGAAUAGUUCGACCUGCACCAACAGCUCGACCACGUCGAGUUGUCUAUGAUGAGCCAAGAGAACAACCAAUUGUUAUUCGAAGAAAAGUAAUUCGGCGUGCUCCUCCGCCAUCAUCACCACCAUCAGAAGAAGAUGUUAUUCAUCGUUCACUGCCUCGUUCAAAACCCUAUUAUUAUGUUGAUAGAGAAGGUCAAAUGGUUCCUCAAGAUUAUUCUCCACCACCAGAACCUCCUCGGCGUUAUAUUGUGCAAAGUAUGAAUCCACCACCAGGACGUACAGUACGUGUUGCACGUCGACGUGCUCAUACUCCAUCACCGCCUAUAAAUGAGACAAAACGUUCGGGGCCAAAACGUCAAAUCAAUUCUGAUACGGAGAUUGUCGAUCGUCAACAAAGAAUCAGACAUAAUGAUAGAAAUCAGUCUCCGCCGUCGUCACCACUAAAAAAUCCAGAAAUGUAUCAUAUUGUAGGAAAACCUACUAAUGAUCAUCAUUUUAAAUUAGAUUCUCCAAUUCCAAUGUCACAAGAAGGUAUUACUCCACCGCCUAAAGUAAUUCGUCAUGCUGAUGAAAAUAGACGACCUCAGAGACAUGAGUCUGUGCCACGAAAAAUUUACGAUGAACCUACACCGCGAAGAAAUCUUAAUGCACCUAUGCGCCAAAAAAAUCCUUACGAGCCGUUUCAACGCAGAAGUAAUGUAGAACCAAUGCCAAAAAGAAAUCAUGUGGAGCUUUCACCACGAAAACCUAUCAUGGAAUCGGAACCAAAUGGUGUGCAGAGAGUUUAUAGGAAACCUCCACCAGGUAAAUCAAUACCGUACGAUGAUGAACAAUAUUCAAAUGAAAAUCUUCCAAGAAUUGUUCGAAAUGAAAGAAAUCGUCCUCCUCCCCAACGACGAUAUGCAUCAACUCCACAAUUAACAAAUAGAACUCCUGAACCAACUAAAAACCCAUCGGUCUAUUAUAUACGAUCAGUUAAUGAACAUUAA